GUUAGCUGCUCCUGAGCCCGCAGAUCUCUGGAUGGCAGGUGCUGCCUUCGGUCCCGUGCUCCGUCGCUGCUGCUGCCCACCUGGCGUGUCGGAGUGCAGGGUGAGGACUGACGUGUGCGUUCAUGCACACGCUCGCACACAUGCGCUUGCACACGUGCUCACGCACACACGCAUGUGCUCGCACACACGCUUGCUCACACGUGCUCACGCGCACACGCACGUGCAGGCCCGCACACACAGCGGCUGAGCCCACGUGUACCCACAUGCUGGAGCACUUGCACACGCACACCGAAGCACACGCACGUUUGUCCGCUGCCCCUCACUCCCCCCGGGACCCCUCCGGGCUGCACCUCCCGUGGCAGGUGGAGGCUUUCCCUAACUACAUAGCUGCUGGGGCCGGAUCUCGUGGUGAACCUGGAUCGGCCUCCCUUCCCGCUCACUGUGUUUCCCUGGAGCCUGGUCGUGUCCCGAUGCCACCGUCUUCCCUCUCUCCCCGAGGGAGUGUCUCUGGAACCUUCUGCCACUCUGCCAGCCACUCUCCCAGCUUGGGCACAGCGUCUGCCCAGGGACCUCCCCUUGCUCCUGCUGCAGGCGGUCCCAGCUGUUCCUGGGUCAUCUGUGCUGGGCGGGGCACCGCCUGCGUCUUCUCCUGGAAGGACAGAGAAGGGCCCGAUCCCUGUCUGGAAGCGUCUUCUGUGCCACUUGGGGUCACCGAGGUUUUGGGUGCUGUCUUUGUGGGCCGUGUGCCCCGCAGGGCAGGCCCCUCCCAGCACUCCGCUCCACGGCCAUGAGCUCUGGGUCGCGCGUCCCCUUCCCCGGGUGUGUUUGUGUCCCCACGGUUGCUGUCCCCCGGACGUGGGAGCACAGUUGGUCCUGGCUUGUUCGUCUUUCCUUCCGCUCCCUCGGUGGCGUCCCCCACGCCGUCCCAGCCCCCUUCCACUGAGCUCUGCACUUCUGCGCCCGCCAUGCCCUUGCUCAGAGCCUGGGUGUUUGUUUUCUGGGUGCCGACAGCGGUCUGCUGGGAGUUGGGCAGCGCCUCCUGUCUCUCGGGAUGGGGGCGAGGGGCCGUGCAGUGAGAUCAUGGGCACCAGGGUCACCCUGCCGGAUCACAAGCCAUUCUCUGCUGGCCGCCGGCCGCAUGGCCUUGGGUGCCCUAUCCCUUGUGCCUCAGUGUCCUCGUCUGCACGUGAGGCAGCAGCGGGGCCUCCUUUCAGUCUUUGUGCGGACGGAGUGUGAGCCUGUGUAAGGCGUGUGGGGACGUGCAGGCCUGUGCCUGGGGCUCUGGGUGCCUGCUGCAUGCUUACCCCUUUACGCCGUCCUUCCCGGGACUGCUUUCUCCACGUUGCGUCCCCACAAGUCCCGGGCUCCGUCUCCACAUCUGAUGUGUUCCCGGUGCGGCCCAGGCUGUCAUGCGCUGGCGAGCGGGCGGGUGCCUGGGACCUGUGGGAAAGAAAACCACGUGCUUUCCCAAGGGGUCCCCAGAGUGUGCAGACUCUGGGCAUCCCUGGGGGUCCCCGAGUCCCUGUCGGGUCCGCAGCAGGCCCUGCAGACAACUCCCCUCUGUGCGGCCAGAUUCUGUCCUACGCCUGGGCCAGGGUCGCGUCACAGCUGACCGGGAGCAGGCGUGAGGACCAGCGCGUCUGUCGAGCCGCUGAGAGAGUCACCAAGAAUCAGACGCUCUGGCUCUUCUCGCCGGAUGGUUUUGUCCGGGAGGACGCGGCUCUGUUCCGUAAAGACGUCAGUUUAACGUCUCUGCGGGAGGGCCCUGCUCUCGGUGAGAAGAUGUCCUACGGAUCCAUCGCUGGCAGUGGUGGCCUGGGGAGCCAUGGCCCUUUCGGGGGACCCUCCAGACAAGGCUCUCAACCCCUAGAGUGCGCUAAAUGUUGGACCGAGUACGGAAUCCGCCAUUUCCCCUGCCCGUCGCCAGAGAGCAGCCCGCAGGACCCCUGUGUGGGCAAGGAUGGGGAAGGUGAUCUGGGGUCGGCGGGCACGCCCAGAGGCCCAAGGGCCAGGAAGCGAGGGCCAGGGGUCACCCCUGAAGGCAGUGGGACGCCGGAGCCGCCCUCACCACCCGCUGCUGGCCCGAGGAGGGACUCCGCGGGUGGCAUCCACAGCCGGCUGGCGGGGCCCAGCGCCACGCGGGCUAAGAAGAGGAAGCCUAACUUCCGCCCGCAGGAGACGGAGGUCCUGGUGUCCAAGGUCAGCAAGCACCACCAGCUGCUGUUCGGCACGGGGCUGCUGAAGGCCGAGCCGGCCCGCCGGUACCGCGUGUGGAGCCGCGUCCUGCAGGCCGUGAACGCGCUGGGCUACUGCCGCCGCGACCUCGUGGACCUCAAGCACAAGUGGCGGGACCUGCGCGCCGUCGUGCGGCGCAAGCUGGCUGACCUCCGGCGUGCGGCUGCCGGCCCUGGGGGGCCCCAGGCCCUGGCCCUCACGCCCGUGGAGCAGGCGGUGGCCAAGACCUUCUCCAGCCAGGCCCUGUGCCCCGAGGGCUUUGGCCCGGAGCCGCCCCGAGCCGCCCAGGUGGACCCAGGUGACAUCCAGGAGCUGUUCCAGCAGACGUCGGCCAGCGUCUUCCGAAUCAACUCCCACGUGACCUCCUUGGAGCAGAGCCUCCGGUCCCUGGGGACGCCGAAUGACACGCAGGAGCUGAGGGAGAGCCUGCACGUGACGCAGCAGGAGGUGAACAAGAGCAUCGCGGCCGGGGCCGGCACCGUGAGGCAGAUGAUGGAGCUCCUGCACGGCUGCUCCCGGCAGGAGUGUCUCCAGCUGGACCGUCUGAAGACUCAGCUAUCCGAUGCGGUGCAGCGCUACGGGGAUGUGCAGAAGAAAAUCGCCGAGAAGUCCCGAGCCCUGCUUCCCACGGCACAGCGGGGCAGCAAGCAGCAGAGUCCCCGGGCCCCUUUUGCUGAGCUGCCUGAUGAUGAAAAGAUCUUUAACGGGAGUGACGGCAUGUGGCAGGGCCAGGAGCAGGCGCUACUUCCGGAGAUCACGGAGGAGGACCUGGAGGCCAUCCGGCUGCGCGAGGAAGCCGUUCUGCGGAUCGAGAGUGACUUGUUGGAUGUCAAUCAGAUCAUCAAGGACUUGGCCUCCAUGGUGUCAGAGCAAGGAGAUGCCAUCGGGUCCAGCAGCAGCAAGGCCACGUGCCGGCAGAGCUCCAGCCCUGAGCCCGCCGUGGCGGCCCCGCUGCCCGGGCUGGGCUGUGCGUCCCCACGGCAGGGCCCCCACUCCCGCACCAAGACGCGCAAGCCCAACUUCAGCCCCCAGGAGACGGAGGUGCUGGUACGGAGGGUGACGCGCCACUACCCGCUGCUGUUCGGGGCACUGCGGGGCCCACCCUCCCGGAAGCACCGAACGUGGAACAAGAUCCUGCAGGCGGUGAACGCGCUGGGCCACUGCCGGCGCGACCUGGGCGACCUGAAGCACAAGUGGCGGGACCUGCGCGGGGCUGUGCGUAAGAAGCUGGCCGAGCGCCCGCCGGCCCCCGGCCUCCUGCUCACCCCUGUCGAGCGCAUGGUGGCCGAGACCUUCUCAGCCCCAGCCCCCGCAGGCGAGGGCCAGGCCGCCGAGCCCCUGCCAACAGACAAGGACGAUGAUGUCCCCAGCGGCCUGUGGCUACCCCUGCGGACCCUGGAGGGGCCGAGCCUGCCAGAACCCGAGCCCUCGGACCUACGAGGGACUAUCCCCGCGCCUACGUCCUCGCCCUCCCCGCUGGCCUCUCCAGCCUCCCCGGCCUCCGUGACCCCUGCCGCUGCGUUCCCAGGGGCCCUCGGGCCCUCCCCACCCCCCACCGCGCCACCCCCACCCCCCGGGAGGCCCGCUGGGGAGGCCUCCGAGUUUGAGCAGCGGCUGCUGGACUCGCAGAGGCGGCAGGGGGCCCUGCUGUCCCACUGGUCCCAGCAGCAGAGCGCACUGAUGGCCCAGCAGAACCGGCUGCUGCAGAGGCUGGCGGAGCAGAGCCAGAGGCUGGCCGACGGCAUGGAGGCCCUCAACCGCACCCUCGAGAAGCUGGUGGAGGCCUGCCCCGUGCCAGGAGCCUCGCCCCCUGUCAGGGAUGGCACCCCUGCUGGCGGAGCGGCCCGCGGGCCCAGCAGAGGCUCCCGGGGCAGCCCCCAGCGCCCCCACCCGGGCCUGGAGGUCUUCUCAGGGAUGAUCCUGAAGGUGGAGGAGGAGGUCUGACCCCCGAGGGCGGCACACAGCAGGGACUCCAGCCCUUCUGGGAGGUGGGCUCGGGGGCAGCUGGGCGUAGCUGGGCCUCCACAGAGCCAGCGAGGAUGAAGGACACCUUCACGGGCGUUGUCUGUGGGGCUCAGCGACGUGCAGGGAAAGGCUCUGGGGCUGGGGCAUGAGUCCUGGGCAGACGUCUACUCAGGGACCUUAUGGCUGGAGGAGGCAGAGGGGCGGGGCCGAGCCCAGCCCCCACUCCCAUCCUCACCGGCUGGGCUGCGUGCCUUGGAGGACAGCCGCAGGGGGUACAGCGUCCCCGACCUGGAUAGCCGUCCUGCAAGCCUCCUCCUCCUCCUCCUGGUUGUACGGGCUCUGUGGGCCGCGCUCCGACGCUUUCCACGAUCCUGCCAAGGGAACCACGUCUUGCGGGCCUGCUGUCAUUUCUCCCAGUUUUAGAUCUGUGGUGUGAUAGACACACGGACACGUAUGUGUGACUUGGUACUGUAUGGGGUGGGAUGCUGUUUUGUACCUACUGAUUUUCUCGCAAAGAAGUUAUUUUUCUUAUGUAAGCAUAAAAUAACAAAAAAAAAAAAAAAGGCAGUAACCGUGCUGAUGAUGCCCGCCAACACAUGACACGGAGCCCAGUGCUGUUCUCGCGGACGGGCUGCUGUGCUCAGCCCCGGCAGGGAGCCCCGAGCACUGGCUGGGUGUUCAGAUCUGCUCCAUGUGCGACCUGCCGCACCCGUGCUAGGGUCCCUCAGGGAGCUGGUGUCUGCCCCUGGCCCUUUCACACGGCUGCAGCCACACAGCUCCGCAGGGGCCAGCAGGAGAGGGCAGGGCUCUCUGAACCCCAGGUCCUCACUGGUCCUGGGCCGUGUGCCCUUUGCCCAUCUCCCUUCAGCUUCCUUCUCCUGACCGCUGUGGAUAAAAGUCUUCUCCAGAAGUGGGAGCCUCAAAUGUUGGCGCGGGUGGGACGGUGUGCUCGUUCCCGGGCCCCAGGGAAGCCCAGCAUCAAGGAGGGCCAAGACUAGUGUCACUGGCACAUUGGGCGGGACCCUCCACUGGUUUUCUGUUUCGCCAUGGCCCA
Messenger RNA from Lutra lutra (Eurasian river otter), 5254 nucleotides. It is a transcript of the gene TSNARE1, whose product is annotated as t-SNARE domain containing 1. Gene Ontology annotation, biological process: vesicle-mediated transport. The record is from RefSeq and is a predicted model, not a curated record. The transcript is spliced from 13 exons. Gene Ontology annotation, cellular component: membrane; nucleus. NCBI's taxonomy places the organism in Eukaryota, Metazoa, Chordata, Mammalia, Carnivora, Mustelidae. Bases 1297 to 4179 code for a protein of 960 amino acids.